AGCGUGCCAAGCAGUAAGCAACUAUGGCCAAGUCACGUCUACUGCAGUGGCUGCUGCUGCUGCCCACACUCUGCAGCCCAGGUGCAGCUGUCGGGUUGGCCUCAUCCCCGGACUGUGCACAGGGUCCUAAAUUCUGGUGCCAAAACCUGGAGCAAGCAGUGCAGUGCAGAGCCCUGGGGCACUGCCUACAGGAAGUCUGGGGACAUGUAGGAGCUAAUGACCUGUGCCAAGAGUGUGAGGAUAUUGUCCACCUCCUCAUAAAGAUGACCAAGGAAGACAUUUUCCAGGACACAAUCCGGAAGUUUCUGGAACAAGAAUGUGAUAUCCUUCCCUUGAAGCUGCUCGUGCCCCGGUGUCGAAAAGUGCUUGAUGUCUACCUGCCCCUGGUUAUCGACUACUUCCAGAGCCAGAUAAACCCAAAGGCUAUCUGCAAGCAUGUGGGCCUGUGCCCACUGGGACAGGCUAAGCCAGAACAGGAGUCAGGGAUGCAGGAUGCUAUUCUAGAUCCUCUGCUGAACAAGCUGGUCCUCCCUGCGCUGCCAGGGGCCCUCUUGGCAAGGCCUGGGCCUCACACACAGGAUCUCUCUGAGCAGCAGCUCCCCAUCCCUCUGCCCUUCUGCUGGCUUUGCAGGACUCUGAUCAAGCGGGUCCAAACCGUGAUUCCCAAGGGUGUGCUGGCCGUGGCUGUGGCCCAGGUGUGCCACGUGGUACCCCUGGUGGUGGGUGGCAUCUGCCAGUGUCUGGCUGAGCGCUAUACAGUCCUCCUACUCGAUGCACUGCUGGGCCGUGUGGUGCCCCAGCUAGUCUGCGGCCUUGUCCUCCGAUGUGCCACUGAGAACAUCAUUGACCCAGCCCUCCCUGCUUUGGACUCCCUGAUGGAAGAACGGUCACUACAAGACACUGAGUGCCACCUCUGCAAGGCCGUGAUCACCAGGGCUUGGAACACAAGUGAAGAGGCGAUGCCGCAGACAAUGCGCCAGGCCUGCCUUCGCUUCUGGCUGGACAGGCAAAAGUGUGAGCAGUUUGUGGAACAGCACACACCCCAGCUGCUGGUCCUGGUGCCCAGGAGCCAGAAUGCCCAUACCACCUGCCAGGCUCUGGGAGUGUGUGAGGCCCAGGCCAGUCCUCUGCAAUGCUUCCAAAGCCCGCACCUCUGAGAACUCAGUCUCCAGCCCUCCACAGUUUCUAUCCACGGCCUCCUCGUAUCUGGACUGCCUAACCUUAAGGAUAUCACAUAUUCGAGCUAAACUCAAACUUUCUUAGACCUCAGGAAAUCAUGCUACACUGUCUAAGCUGUCCCCACUUCCUCAGAUGCCAAGAGUACCAUGGUCACCUGACCCCAUCCUCUCUGAGGCCAAUAACUUUCCAGGUGACUGUUUUCUAAGCCAGGAGUAGCUCUAACACCAGAGUCAGGAAAUGAGCUGGGGGAUGAAGGGCAACAGUGGUCUCUCAAGGGACCCUGAUAGUGAUCUGGGUCCGGGUCACAGUGUACUCCAGGCUAGCCCCUCACUGUGUGGUUUACCAUCUGUUCACACGAUUGUAAAACUCAGUGGGUCCUUGUGACAGGGCUCUGCCAGCAUGCACACCCAGCUCACCACUUCUAACAUGAGGAAGGACCCCGGCACUGGCAGUCCCUGUGGGCAGGGGGCACACUCACCACUUCUAACGUGAGGAAGGACCCCGGCACUGGCAGUCCCUGUGGGCAGGGGGCACACUCACUCAGUAAGUCUCUCAGGGACCAGUCUAAUGUGCCCUUCCCUAUUAAGUCCAUCUGGGCACCUGGAGCGAAGGAGGCUGCCAAGAUGAGAGUCGUCUUUUCCCCGGUUCCCAGGGUUCCAGGCCUUGCCUGCUGAAGCAGGAAGAGUGAGGUGACCUGAGCUCUGGUCCCAAUCCUGCCAUCAACAGGCUGUGGGCCCCCAGACAAAAUGCACAGUCCCCUCUUGAGACAUCACUAGGGUCUUAGGUUUCUAUUGCUGUGAAGAGACACCAUGUCCAGAGCAACUCUUUGUUGUUGUUGUUGUUGUUUGUUUGUUUUUGUGGUCUUUUGAGACAGGGUUUCUCUGUAGCUUUGAAGUCUGCCCCGGAACAAGCUCUUGCAGACCAGGUUGGCCUCGAACUCACAGAGAUCCCCCUGCCUCUGCCUCCCGAGUGCUGGGAAUAAAGACAUGCACCACCACCACAGCAACUCUGAUAGAGAAAAACAUUUAGGGUGGCUUACAGUUUCAGAAGUUUAGUCCAUUACCAUCGUGGUACGACACGGGUGACAUAAAGGCAGACACGGUACUAGAGCUGAGAGUCCUACAUCUUGAUCAGCAGCCGAGAGGAAGUGUGAGACACUGGGUGUGGCUUGAACAUAUAGAGACCUCAGAGGCCACCUCCACAGUGACAUACUUCCUCCAACAAAGCCACACCUCCGAAUAAUACUGCUCCCUUUGGGGGCCAUUUUCUUUCAAACUCCCACAACUAC
Molecule: messenger RNA, 2467 nt
Organism: Chionomys nivalis (European snow vole)
Lineage: Eukaryota; Metazoa; Chordata; Mammalia; Rodentia; Cricetidae
Gene: Sftpb
Product: surfactant protein B
Exons: 11
Coding region: 24-1157 (377 amino acids)
Biological process (GO): sphingolipid metabolic process
Cellular component (GO): lysosome
Source: RefSeq, a predicted model, not a curated record